Centropristis striata (black sea bass) is the source of this 3541-nucleotide messenger RNA. Its product is annotated as collagen alpha-2(VI) chain-like. The coding region runs from base 159 to 3278 and encodes 1039 amino acids. Lineage: Eukaryota; Metazoa; Chordata; Actinopteri; Perciformes; Serranidae. The transcript is spliced from 28 exons. The record is from RefSeq and is a predicted model, not a curated record.
GGGGCGGCUCUGGACCGGGAUUUGACCCUGUCUCAGUCUGCUGAUAUGGGAUCUUUGUGAUAGAGAUGAUAAUCUAAAGUUUACUGUAACUGGAAACUAUUUCAAUUUUCUCACAGUCUGAACGUCUCUUUGUUUGUCCGGGCGCUCGCCGCGGAGAAAUGGCGAUGAUUUCAGGCUUCAUCUUCCUGUGCGUGCUGCAGGCUGCUCUGCCUCAGGGUACGACCCCUCGGGGCCCCCGGCCCAUCCCGGGCCGAGGGGACAGCCCAGUGGACCCUCCGUUUGAUCCCAUACCUGACAAUCCUGGAACUCCUGGUUGUAAGCCCGGGAUAAUCGACUGUCCCAUCAAGGUGUUUUUCACCCUCGACACCUCCGAGUCCAUCGCCCUGCAGGAGGCCCCCAUCGAGAGCCUGCUGAAUAAAGCCAAGGAGUUCACAAAGGUUUUUGUCCAGAAGCUGUAUGAUGAGGAGUACAAGGGCCACAUCCAGCUGUCCUGGACCAUGGGGGGCCUGAACUUCUCUGAGAAGCAGUACGUCUUCAGUGAGUUCACCAACAAGGAGAACUUCAUCCGGAGCCUGAACACGGUCCGAUACGAGGGGAAAGGCACCUUCACCGACUGCGCCCUGCAGAGGAUGGCUCAAAAACUGAGCCAGCACUCGACCUCAGCCCCGAAGGCGGUGCUCUUCUCCGUGGUCAUCACCGACGGCCACGUGACAGGAGAGCCCUGCGGGGGGAUAAAGUCCUCGGCGGAGAGGGCCCGGGACAAAGGGAUCCAGAUCUUCUCAGUGGCGGCGUCCCGGAGCAUCGACGACCUCGGGAUGAGGGAGAUCGCCAGCACGCCAUACGAACUCUACCGGGACGACUACAUCGUUGUGGAGAAAGGAAAACCAGGAAUAAACACCGAGUCCAUUGACCGCAUCAUAAAAGUCAUGAAAUAUCAAGCCUAUUUACAGUGUUAUGAACACAGAUGCUUGGAGACUCCUGGGCCCCCUGGACGAAAAGGGCCUCCAGGUCCAAAAGGUUUAAAAGGAGACAGAGGUCGUUUUGGACCAAAAGGAGCAAAAGGCAGAGCGGGUGAUCCUGGCAUUGAAGGUCCAAUUGGACAACCUGGCUCAAAGGGAGAAGUUGGUUCAAAAGGUGACAAGGGUGAAAUCGGAUCAGCCGGAGCAAAGGGUGUAUCAGGGUUAUCUGGCAAGAAUGGAACCGACGGUCAGAAGGGUAAAAUGGGCCGAAUUGGAGCUCCCGGUUGCAAAGGUGAUCCAGGUGACAAGGGACCAGAUGGUUACCAUGGUGAGGUUGGUGACACCGGGCCACCUGGUGACAAUGGACAAAAGGGGGACCCAGGCCUCCCUGGAAAAUCAGGUCCAUCUGGCCCCGCAGGUGACCAAGGACCAAAGGGUGAACAUGGAAAUCCUGGAACUCCAGGGCCACCGGGACAAAAGGGAACUCCGGGGACUCCUGGCUUUCAAGGACCAAAUGGCGAAGCGGGAAGGAGAGGAGAUCCUGGAAUAAAGGGAGGACAAGGUCCCGAUGGGUUAAAAGGAGAGAAGGGAGAACGAGGGCCAGCGGGACUCAGAGGCCGGCCCGGAGAAGAUGGACUCGACGGCGCAAAGGGAGACCAAGGACUACCAGGACCAAGGGGCCAGCCAGGAGAACAAGGGGGCCCCGGAGCAAACGGCACCACCGGAAAUCCUGGAGAUCCUGGACCAAGGGGGGACACCGGGAAACCUGGACCAAAAGGCGACGUAGGAAGACAGGGAUUCAGCUAUCCCGGAACAAGAGGAGCCACUGGAGAACGAGGAGAUCCAGGUAGAAGAGGACCCAGAGGGGGCAGAGGGGACUGUGGCGCCAAAGGAGAACCAGGAGACAGCGGGCCACCAGGAGAGCCUGGGGAUCCAGGUCAGCCGGGUAAUCCAGGAGAGAGAGGACCCAGAGGAGAUCCUGGAAACGAUGGCGGUCCUGGACCUGUGGGCGAUCCUGGGCUCAAUGACUGUGAUGUCAUGACUUACAUCAGGGAGACGUGUGGUUGUUGUGACUGUGAGAAGCACUGUGGAGCUCUGGACAUUGUAUUUGUAAUCGAUAGCUCAGAGAGCGUCGGGCUGACAAACUUCACUCUGGAAAAGAACUUUGUCAUCAACACCAUCAACAGGCUGGGAUCGAUGGCCAACGACCCGGCGUCAACAAUCGGCACAAGAGUCGGAGUCGUACAAUUCAGUCACAAUGGGACCUUCGAGGCCAUUCGUCUCAACGACGCAAACAUCAACUCCAUGGCUGCCUUUAAAACGGCGGUGAAGAAUCUGGAGUGGAUUGCCGGGGGCACCUUCACACCUUCAGCUCUCAAGUUCGCCUACGAUAACCUGAUCAGGGACGGCAAGAGAGCCCAAGCCAAAGUGUCUGUGGUGGUGAUCACAGACGGGCGAUUCGAUCCCCGAGACAAUGAGGACCACCUCAGGUACCUUUGUGACCACGGUGUGGUGGUGAAUGCCAUCGGGGUGGGCGAUAUGUUCCAAAAGAAAGAGGAUGAUGAGAUCCUGGGGUCGAUCGCGUGCAACCAGAAGGAACGCGUCACUGGGAUGAGGCGAUAUGUUGACUUGGUGGCUGAUGACUUCAUAGAGACGAUGGAGACUGUUCUCUGUCCCGAUCCUGUGAUCAUUUGUCCAGAUCUCCCCUGUAAAAGUGAACCGGAUGUGGCGCCGUGUGUCCAGCGGCCGGUGGAUUUGGUAUUUGUACUUGAUGGCUCAGAGCGGCUCGGGACGGAGAACUUCCGGUACGUCCGUGAGUUUGUGCAGAAGGCAGCAGACAGACUGACGCUGGCCCGGAACAAGAACGAUCGCCAGCGAGCCCGGCUGGCGCUGAUCGAGUUCGGCAAGGAGAACGAGAUAAACGAGGCUUUCCCUCUCACUCACGACCCCGUUGUGAUCUCCGAAGGCAUAGCACGCUUGCCUUAUAUGGAUUCUUCGUCGAGCAUAGGACCUGCGAUCUUCCACACCAUAGACAACAUCUUGGGUAAAGGAGAUGCUCGGAAGACGAGACGAAACGCGGAGGUUUCAAUCGUUUUCAUCACGGACGGCGUCACUGACCGCACCAACCUGGACGAGGCGGUUAGCGCCAUGCGCGCCGCACAGGUCUUCUCCACAGUGGUCGCCACGGGAACUGACGUGGACCAGAAAGUCUUAAUGAAGCUGGCCAUGGAUGACGAGGCCGCCAUCUUUAAAGGAAAAGACUUCUUGGAUCUGUCCCGGUCCAACUUGUUUGACCGUUUCAUCCAGUGGGUGUGUUAAAGAGACAACACGUGGAUGUGAACAUCAUCAUCAUGGUGCUACUGCUGAUUAUCAAGCAUUUUUUAAAAUACUGGUCUACUAAGACGAUGAUUCUACUCUGCACUGUACAAUUUGCAAAUGAGACCACAGCAUUGUGUUUUACUACAUUUGUCAGGAAAACUGUAUUCAUCAAUAUUUUUAAUAUGCAAAAACAUAGUAUAAGUCCAGCAAUCGUCAUCAACCAUUAAAGCUUAAGAUAAUAAACCUGCAGUUUAUUGAACAAA